This is a messenger RNA of Brassica oleracea var. oleracea, 1011 nucleotides long. RefSeq names its product homeobox-leucine zipper protein ATHB-X-like. The coding region runs from base 197 to 826 and encodes 209 amino acids. The record is from RefSeq and is a predicted model, not a curated record. The transcript has 4 exons. Gene Ontology annotation, biological process: regulation of DNA-templated transcription. NCBI's taxonomy places the organism in Eukaryota, Viridiplantae, Streptophyta, Magnoliopsida, Brassicales, Brassicaceae. Gene Ontology annotation, molecular function: sequence-specific DNA binding; DNA-binding transcription factor activity, RNA polymerase II-specific.
UUUAUAACAAAAAUUUUCUCCUUUGUCUGGCUUUUUCUCUUUUGUUCUUUCACAUGUGUAUAUACACACAGACAUACACACACUUACAUUUCUAAUAUCAUAUAAUACUUCAACUUUACCUUUUCUCUUCCAAAAAAAAACUAUUUCUCUUCAUCAGAUUGUAUUUGAUCAUUCCAGCUUUUCCUCAUCCUCCUCUAUGGCCGUCUCACCUAAUUCAAGCUUCUUAGAAUUAACAAUAUCAAUCCCAAGCUUCUCUCCUUCUCCUUCACUCCCUUCAUCUAGUGAUCACAUGGUGAGAGAUUUGGACAUAAAUCAAACUCCAAAGAUGGAAAAAGAUCGUGAGUGGAUCAUGAUCAGUGCAACACCGCAUGUCAACGACGACGACGGCAACUCUGGUGGCCGACGGCGCAAAAAGCUCCGUCUAACCAAAGAUCAAUCGCAUAUUCUUGAAGAGAGUUUCAUACAAAACCAUACCUUAACCCAUAAACAAAAACAAGAAUUGGCUACUUUUCUGAAGCUUAGUCAAAGGCAAGUUGAGGUGUGGUUUCAAAAUCGAAGAGCAAGGAGUAAGCUCAAGCAUACGGAGAUGGAAUGUGAGUACCUAAAGAAAUUGUUUGGGUCACUGAAAGAGCAAAAUCGACAGCUACAAAAAGAAGUUGAAGAACUGCGAGCUCUUAAGCCCGUAUCGGCCUCGGUUUUAACCAUGUGCCCUCGGUGUGAACGUGUGACCGUUGCAGCAGAUAAUGGCUCUAAUGCCGUGGAGGAGGGAACAGCUCUGAGAAGCCAGUCACGAAUGACAAUUUCCUCUUCCUCUACCUUAUGUUGACUGGCUCGGUCAAAAGUCAAAGAUUGAAACGCCUGUUUAGGUGUAAAAAGUAAAGAUUUGAUGAUGAUUAGGAGGAUCUUGUUCAUAAUUCUCUAAUUAUUUAUUACACCAGUGAGCAAAGAAGAAGUUUAUUUAAUAUUAGUUUUAUAGCUUUUCAUGUUUUUUUGUGUGAAACUUUUUGUGUU